AAGAGGUUCUAACAAAUGGAGGAUAUGGAAAGACAGAUUGAGAAUAUGGAAAUAAGUGAGAGGAGGAUGACUAUUAACUGCGGUAAAGGGCUACCGCCACUCAUUGCUAAAACAAUCUUCUCCAAACUCGUAAUCUCCGAUUUGCCCUCUUGCAGGUUGGUUUCUAAUACUUGGAAUGAUUUGGUUUUAGAUUACGCCUCCUCUACUCAGUUACAAUUCCUGAAGAACGCUUUCCUUCUCUCCACCUCUGACCGGGGGCUCAAUUAUAAAUUAUGCAAUCCCAAAAUGCAUUGUAUCAAUCUUGAUACCAGACAACUUUCGAAUGAUUUUGAUUUUGAUCUGGAAUCGGAAUUUAUUAAAUCAGCCUCGUUGCAAUUUGAUGGUGAUUGGACCUAUACGAUCAUAAUGGCAGGUUCAUGUAAUGGUUUGAUGCUUAUUUCGAAAUGUAGUGAUUACACUUGGUGUCAAGGCAUAUUCAAUCCCAUGACCAAUGAGUUCCUACAGGUUUCGGAGCAUGGUACUUUUGAUGAUUUUUAUCUCUAUGGAUUUGGUUUCAGCCCUAUUACAAAACAAUACAAAUUAUUCAGAGUUUUCGACAAAGGAUUUAGAUGUAGGAGGACAUCUAGUACGGUUGACACCCACUAUACAAUGGAAGUUCUGACUUUUGGUAGAAGUGGAACCAACCACAGUAUCCCUAUUCAUAACCAAUGGAGGCGUCUUCACACCCUCCCUUUUGAGAUUGUUGCGGAUGGUGUUUACUUGAAUGGAAUCAUCUAUUGGUUGGUAAAAGAAAAAGAUUUCCUUGUAUUAUUCUUCACGGAUGCACUGUUCUAUUGUGGUGUUGCUGUGUUUCUUUUUUUAAUUGAUCGUUCAAGGAGAACUGCUGAAUCUGACACUUUGAAAAACAGUUAUCAAACCCUGUCUAAUCAAUUUGGACGGGGGAUCUCUUCUGUAGCUACCUUAGCACUCAGUUUAAUAAUACCAAUGGUCACCAUGGGAUUAGUGUGGCCAUGGACCGGCCCUGCAGCAUCUGCAAAACUAGCACCUUACCUUGUUGGGAUUGUUGUCCAAUUUGCAUUUGAACAGUAUGCACGAUGCAAGAAAUCAUGUUCAUGGCCUGUUAUUCAAAUUGUCUUUCAAGUUUAUAGAUUGCAUCAACUUAACAUAACAGCUCAACUGGUGACAACACUUUCAUUUACCAUAAAAGGAGCUGAAAUGACUCCAAAUAACUUGGCAAUAAACAGCUCUCUCGGUACACUGUUGAAUGUUCUUCAAUGUCUUGGGAUAAUCUGUAUCUGGUCUCUCUCAAGUUUUCUUAUGAGGUUUUUCCCAUCAACUGCUGCAACAGUGCAGUAAAGUGCAAGAUAAGUUCCGAAGGGCAAAAGUGCAGUGAACUUGAUAAAUUGUUGACCUCAUUUUUUGUGUUCAUUUCUGCUACAUUGCAGUCGAAUAGAGCGUUUUCAGAACAUAUUGCUCUAUAACAGCAAGUUGAAAUGCAUGCUCAUAUGGGAAUUUGUGGAUGAUGUUAUGAUAAAGGGAGAAUGAAGAAGAUGGUGAUCGUUCCUGUAUCUUUCUGUACUUUCUUUUCCUUUGAAUGAAUAUCCUAGUAGAGAGAAGUCAACUUUUACUACCCUCUUCUUCUUUCAAGCUGCUGUUGGAACAAUCACACCCCCCCCCCCCCCCCCCCCCCCCCCCCCUUUUUUUUUAAAAAUAGUUUAAAAAAUGAACCAUGUUUAUUAAAUACUUUCAAAACUACUAACUAUAUUCAAAAGUGUUGGUAGUUAAUCCUUCAAGAAAUGGAGCAACAACAGCAACAGUCAAAUCCACAGGUAGAAGAUCAAGGCCCCCCGGAGCUUCAAGAAGAAAUGUAUUGCUGCCAAUGCGUUCAAACUCUAUGCGAUUCUCCACUAUGUGGAUGCAAAAAACGAGGGAUAUCCUGUUGCGAAAGAUGUUACUGCAAUGGUAUUCAAGAUAUCUGCCAUAACCCUUUUACUAAUAUAUUUUAAAUGCCAAAUUGGGAGCAAUAUCGUUCAUUUUAGUAACUAGAUAAUCAUAAAGUUUCUUCCUGUAAUUCAUAAACUUUUAUAUUUCUCCUACUAUCAAUUGAGAUUCUCAUUAUCAUUAACAUUUUUGUUACAUAGAUCCAAAUCCAACUUUUAGUUUUCAUUUCUU
Cucumis sativus (cucumber) is the source of this 2172-nucleotide messenger RNA. Its product is annotated as F-box protein At3g07870. Gene Ontology annotation, cellular component: chloroplast. Lineage: Eukaryota; Viridiplantae; Streptophyta; Magnoliopsida; Cucurbitales; Cucurbitaceae. Bases 16 to 1356 code for a protein of 446 amino acids. Gene Ontology annotation, molecular function: protein binding. The record is from RefSeq and is a predicted model, not a curated record. The transcript is spliced from 3 exons.